Molecule: messenger RNA, 5649 nt
Organism: Schistosoma turkestanicum
Lineage: Eukaryota; Metazoa; Platyhelminthes; Trematoda; Strigeidida; Schistosomatidae
Source: the annotation of a GenBank genome assembly
AUGUCCACCACACAAUCGACGCCGGCAACCACUCCAACGCCUCUCAGAACGACAGAAUUUCCACAAACAUCUCCACAACCACAAUCAUAUCCACCAGUGACUGUUCUCACAUCAGAACACAGUCAGUCCACCACACAAUCCACAAUUACCACCACUCCAACGCCACUCACGACCACACAAUCAUCGAUAACUUCUAAACAGACAAAACCACGUGGGCCAGUCACUCAUACCAAAUCACACCACAGAAUGACAACAACACCAUUGACGCACAACACCACUCCAACUCAAAUCAUAUCUACACUAUUUCCGAAAUCAAAUCAAAUACCGCAGACAAAUACAGUGGUUACUCAUUCUAAGAAACCGAAGAGUAAAAACAAAACAAUCUCCAAAAUCACCACCACCACAAUGCCACUCACGACCACACAAUCAUCGAUAACUUCCAAACAGCCAAAACCACGUAAGGCAGUCAAUUAUACCAAAUCACACCACACAAUGUCCACCACACAAUCGACGCCGACAACCACUCCAACGCCUCUCAGAACGACAGAAUUUCCACAAACAUCUCCACAACCACAAUCAUAUCCACCAGUGACUGUUCUCACAUCAGAACACAGUCAGUCCACCACACAAUCCACAAUUACCACCACUCCAACGCCACUCACGACCACACAAUCAUCGAUAACUUCUAAACAGACAAAACCACGUGGGCCAGUCACUCAUACCAAAUCACACCACAGAAUGACAACAACACCAUUGACGCACAACACCACUCCAACUCAAAUCAUAUCUACACUAUUUCCGAAAUCAAAUCAAAUACCGCAGACAAAUACAGUGGUUACUCAUUCUAAGAAACCGAAGAGUAAAAACAAAACAAUCUCCAAAAUCACCACCACCACAAUGCCACUCACGACCACACAAUCAUCGAUAACUUCCAAACAGCCAAAACCACGUAAGGCAGUCAAUUAUACCAAAUCACACCACACAAUGUCCACCACACAAUCGACGCCGACAACCACUCCAACGCCUCUCAGAACGACAGAAUUUCCACAAACAUCUCCACAACCACAAUCAUAUCCACCAGUGACUGUUCUCACAUCAGAACACAGUCAGUCCACCACACAAUCCACAAUUACCACCACUCCAACGCCACUCACGACCACACAAUCAUCGAUAACUUCUAAACAGACAAAACCACGUGGGCCAGUCACUCAUACCAAAUCACACCACAGAAUGACAACAACACCAUUGACGCACAACACCACUCCAACUCAAAUCAUAUCUACACUAUUUCCGAAAUCAAAUCAAAUACCGCAGACAAAUACAGUGGUUACUCAUUCUAAGAAACCGAAGAGUAAAAACAAAACAAUCUCCAAAAUCACCACCACCACAAUGCCACUCACGACCACACAAUCAUCGAUAACUUCCAAACAGCCAAAACCACGUAAGGCAGUCAAUUAUACCAAAUCACACCACACAAUGUCCACCACACAAUCGACGCCGACAACCACUCCAACGCCUCUCAGAACGACAGAAUUUCCACAAACAUCUCCACAACCACAAUCAUAUCCACCAGUGACUGUUCUCACAUCAGAACACAGUCAGUCCACCACACAAUCCACAAUUACCACCACUCCAACGCCACUCACGACCACACAAUCAUCGAUAACUUCCAAACAGCCAAAACCACGUGGGCCAGUCACUCAUACCAAAUCACACCACAGAAUGACAACAACACCAUUGACGCACAACACCACUCCAACUCAAAUCAUAUCUACACUAUUUCCGAAAUCAAAUCAAAUACCGCAGACAAAUACAGUGGUUACUCAUUCUAAGAAACCGAAGAGUAAAAACAAAACAAUCUCCAAAAUCACCACCACCACAAUGCCACUCACGACCACACAAUCAUCGAUAACUUCCAAACAGCCAAAACCACGUAAGGCAGUCAAUUAUACCAAAUCACACCACACAAUGUCCACCACACAAUCGACGCCGACAACCACUCCAACGCCUCUCAGAACGACAGAAUUUCCACAAACAUCUCCACAACCACAAUCAUAUCCACCAGUGACUGUUCUCACAUCAGAACACAGUCAGUCCACCACACAAUCCACAAUUACCACCACUCCAACGCCACUCACGACCACACAAUCAUCGAUAACUUCUAAACAGACAAAACCACGUGGGCCAGUCACUCAUACCAAAUCACACCACAGAAUGACAACAACACCAUUGACGCACAACACCACUCCAACUCAAAUCAUAUCUACACUAUUUCCGAAAUCAAAUCAAAUACCGCAGACAAAUACAGUGGUUACUCAUUCUAAGAAACCGAAGAGUAAAAACAAAACAAUCUCCAAAAUCACCACCACCACAAUGCCACUCACGACCACACAAUCAUCGAUAACUUCCAAACAGCCAAAACCACGUAAGGCAGUCAAUUAUAUCAAAUCACACCACACAAUGUCCACCACACAAUCGACGCCGACAACCACUCCAACGCCUCUCAGAACGACAGAAUUUCCACAAACAUCUCCACAACCACAAUCAUAUCCACCAGUGACUGUUCUCACAUCAGAACACAGUCAGUCCACCACACAAUCCACAAUUACCACCACUCCAACGCCACUCACGACCACACAAUCAUCGAUAACUUCUAAACAGACAAAACCACGUGGGCCAGUCACUCAUACCAAAUCACACCACAGAAUGACAACAACACCAUUGACGCACAACACCACUCCAACUCAAAUCAUAUCUACACUAUUUCCGAAAUCAAAUCAAAUACCGCAGACAAAUACAGUGGUUACUCAUUCUAAGAAACCGAAGAGUAAAAACAAAACAAUCUCCAAAAUCACCACCACCACAAUGCCACUCACGACCACACAAUCAUCGAUAACUUCCAAACAGCCAAAACCACGUAAGGCAGUCAAUUAUACCAAAUCACACCACACAAUGUCCACCACACAAUCGACGCCGACAACCACUCCAACGCCUCUCAGAACGACAGAAUUUCCACAAACAUCUCCACAACCACAAUCAUAUCCACCAGUGACUGUUCUCACAUCAGAACACAGUCAGUCCACCACACAAUCCACAAUUACCACCACUCCAACGCCACUCACGACCACACAAUCAUCGAUAACUUCUAAACAGACAAAACCACGUGGGCCAGUCACUCAUACCAAAUCACACCACAGAAUGACAACAACACCAUUGACGCACAACACCACUCCAACUCAAAUCAUAUCUACACUAUUUCCGAAAUCAAAUCAAAUACCGCAGACAAAUACAGUGGUUACUCAUUCUAAGAAACCGAAGAGUAAAAACAAAACAAUCUCCAAAAUCACCACCACCACAAUGCCACUCACGACCACACAAUCAUCGAUAACUUCCAAACAGCCAAAACCACGUAAGGCAGUCAAUUAUACCAAAUCACACCACACAAUGUCCACCACACAAUCGACGCCGACAACCACUCCAACGCCUCUCAGAACGACAGAAUUUCCACAAACAUCUCCACAACCACAAUCAUAUCCACCAGUGACUGUUCUCACAUCAGAACACAGUCAGUCCACCACACAAUCCACAAUUACCACCACUCCAACGCCACUCACGACCACACAAUCAUCGAUAACUUCUAAACAGACAAAACCACGUGGGCCAGUCACUCAUACCAAAUCACACCACAGAAUGACAACAACACCAUUGACGCACAACACCACUCCAACUCAAAUCAUAUCUACACUAUUUCCGAAAUCAAAUCAAAUACCGCAGACAAAUACAGUGGUUACUCAUUCUAAGAAACCGAAGAGUAAAAACAAAACAAUCUCCAAAAUCACCACCACCACAAUGCCACUCACGACCACACAAUCAUCGAUAACUUCCAAACAGCCAAAACCACGUAAGGCAGUCAAUUAUACCAAAUCACACCACACAAUGUCCACCACACAAUCGACGCCGACAACCACUCCAACGCCUCUCAGAACGACAGAAUUUCCACAAACAUCUCCACAACCACAAUCAUAUCCACCAGUGACUGUUCUCACAUCAGAACACAGUCAGUCCACCACACAAUCCACAAUUACCACCACUCCAACGCCACUCACGACCACACAAUCAUCGAUAACUUCUAAACAGACAAAACCACGUGGGCCAGUCACUCAUACCAAAUCACACCACAGAAUGACAACAACACCAUUGACGCACAACACCACUCCAACUCAAAUCAUAUCUACACUAUUUCCGAAAUCAAAUCAAAUACCGCAGACAAAUACAGUGGUUACUCAUUCUAAGAAACCGAAGAGUAAAAACAAAACAAUCUCCAAAAUCACCACCACCACAAUGCCACUCACGACCACACAAUCAUCGAUAACUUCCAAACAGCCAAAACCACGUAAGGCAGUCAAUUAUACCAAAUCACACCACACAAUGUCCACCACACAAUCGACGCCGACAACCACUCCAACGCCUCUCAGAACGACAGAAUUUCCACAAACAUCUCCACAACCACAAUCAUAUCCACCAGUGACUGUUCUCACAUCAGAACACAGUCAGUCCACCACACAAUCCACAAUUACCACCACUCCAACGCCACUCACGACCACACAAUCAUCGAUAACUUCUAAACAGACAAAACCACGUGGGCCAGUCACUCAUACCAAAUCACACCACAGAAUGACAACAACACCAUUGACGCACAACACCACUCCAACUCAAAUCAUAUCUACACUAUUUCCGAAAUCAAAUCAAAUACCGCAGACAAAUACAGUGGUUACUCAUUCUAAGAAACCGAAGAGUAAAAACAAAACAAUCUCCAAAAUCACCACCACCACAAUGCCACUCACGACCACACAAUCAUCGAUAACUUCCAAACAGCCAAAACCACGUAAGGCAGUCAAUUAUACCAAAUCACACCACACAAUGUCCACCACACAAUCGACGCCGGCAACCACUCCAACGCCUCUCAGAACGACAGAAUUUCCACAAACAUCUCCACAACCACAAUCAUAUCCACCAGUGACUGUUCUCACAUCAGAACACAGUCAGUCCACCACACAAUCCACAAUUACCACCACUCCAACGCCACUCACGACCACACAAUCAUCGAUAACUUCCAAACCGUCAAGUGGACGUGGGUUAGUCACUCAUACGAAAUCGUACCACACAAUGUCCACCACACAAUCGACGCCGACAACCACUCCAACGCCUCUCAGAACGACAGAAUUUCCACAAACAUCUCCACAACCACAAUCAUAUCCACCAGUGUCUGUUCUCACAUCAGAACACAGUCAGUCCACCACACAAUCCACAAUUACCACCACUCCAACGCCACUCACGACCACACAAUCAUCGAUAACUUCCAAACCGUCAAGUGGACGUGGGUUAGUCACUCAUACCAAAUCAUACCACACAAUGUCCACCACACAAUCGACGCCGACAACCACUCCAACGCCUCUCAGAACGACAGAAUUUCCACAAACAUCUCCACAACCACAAUCAUAUCCACCAGUGACUGUUCUCACAUCAGAACACAGUCAGUCCACCACACAAUCCACAAUUACCACCACUCCAACGCCACUCACGACCACACAAUCUUCGAUAACUUCUAAACAGCCAAAUCCACGAGGGCUAGUCGCUGAUACGAAAUGA